CUACCCGCGUCUCGGACGGGCGGCGCUGGCACGCCAGGGUUGCAGCUGGUGACAUGUAGACGCCCACGGGUCCAGCCUCAGAACCUCGGCGCGCUCCUGCCCGGAAAGUUUGAGGCUGGGCGCCAUGGCCAAGAGCAGCUCUCUGAAUGUCCGCGUGGUGGAGGGCCGCUCGCUGCCUGCCAAGGACGUGUCUGGGAGCAGUGACCCCUACUGCAUAGUGAAGGUGGAUGACGAGGUGGUGGCCAGGACAGCGACUGUCUGGCGGAGCCUGAGCCCCUUCUGGGGCGAGGAGUACACGUUGCACCUGCCCCUGGACUUCCACCACGUGGCCUUCUACGUGCUGGACGAGGACACUGUCGGGCACGAUGACGUGAUUGGCAAGAUCUCGCUGAGCAGGGAGGCGAUCACCGCAGACCCGCGAGGGAUCGACAGCUGGAUCAGCCUGAGCCGUGUGGACCCGGAUGCCGAGGUGCAGGGUGAGAUCCGGCUGGCGGUGCAGGUGCUGGAGGAUGUGAGGGGCCGUUGUCUCCGUUGCCAUGUGCUCCAGGCCAGGGACCUGGCCCCCCGUGACAUCUCUGGGACGUCUGAUCCUUUCGCACGUGUGUUUUGGGGCAGCCAGAGCUUGGAGACCUCGACAAUCAAGAAGACCCGCUUCCCACACUGGGACGAGGUGCUGGAGUUCCGGGAGCUGCCAGGAGCUCCGUCCCCUUUGCGGGUGGAGCUCUGGGACUGGGACAUGGUGGGCAAGAAUGACUUCUUGGGCAUGGUGGAGUUCUCCUCACAGGUCCUGCAGCAGAAGCCCCCCAACGGCUGGUUCCGCCUCCUGCCCUUCCCCAGAGCUGAGGAGGAUGCUGGGGGGAGCCUGGGAGCUCUGAGGCUGAAGGUGCGCCUCACGGAGGACCGAGUCCUGCCCUCCCCAUACUACAAGCCGCUCACAGAGCUUCUCAUGGAGUCUGCACUGGGGCCGGCAGAGGAGGAUGUCGCUAGCCCCCUGGCUGUGCUGGAGGAGCUGACUUUGGGGGACUGCCGCCAAGACCUUGCCACCAAGCUGGUGAAGCUCUUUCUUGGCUGGGGCCUGGCUGGGCCCUUCCUGGACUACCUCACCCGGCGUGAGGUGGCUCGGACUACCGAUCCCAACACUCUCUUCCGUUCUAACUCGCUGGCAUCCAAGUCGAUGGAACAGUUCAUGAAGCUCGUGGGCAUGCCCUACCUGCAUGAGGUCCUGAAGCCAGUGGUCAACCGUGUCUUUGAGGAGAAGAAGUACAUGGAGCUUGACCCAUGCAAGAUGGAAUUGGGCCGCACCCGGAGAAUCUCCUUCAAGGGCACGCCCUCGGAAGAGCAGGUGCGGGAGACCAGCCUGGGGCUGCUGACCGGCUACCUGGGACCCAUCGUGGACGGCAUUGUAGGCUCCGUGGAGCACUGCCCGCACGUCAUGCGCCUGGCCUUCAAGCAGCUGCGCCAGCGCGUGGAAGAACGCUUUUCCCAGGCAGAGCACGAGGACGUGAAGUACCUGGCCAUUAGCGGCUUCCUCUUCCUGAGAUUCUUUGCACCUGCCAUCCUCACCCCGAAGCUCUUUGAUCUCCGGGACCAGCACGCGGACCCCCAGACCGGCCGCUCACUGCUGCUGCUCGCCAAGGCUGUGCAGAGCAUUGGUAACCUGGGACAGCAGCUGGGUCAAGGCAAGGAGCUGUGGAUGGCCCCCCUACACCCCUUCCUGCUGCAGAGUAUCUCCCGUGUGAGAGACUUCCUGGACCGGCUGGUGGACGUGGAAGGGGAGGAAGCUGGGGGCCCAGCCAGAGCCCUGGUCCCGCCCUCGGUGAUCGUUCGAGAAGGCUACCUGCUGAAACGCAAGGAGGACCCUGCCAGCCUGGCCACACGCUUCGCCUUUAAGAAGCGUUACUUCUGGCUCAGCGGGGAGACGCUGUCCUACUCCAAGAGUCCUGAGUGCCAGAUGCGCACGUCCGUCCCGGUGCCACACAUCCGCGCCGUGGAGCGUGUGGACGAGGGCGCCUUCCAGUUGCCCCACGUCAUGCAGGUGGUGACGCAGGAUGGCGUGGGGGCGCUGCACACCGUCUACCUCCAGUGUAAGCAUGUGAACGAGCUAAACCAGUGGCUGUCGGCCCUGCGCAAGGCCAGCGCUCCCAACCCGGACAAGCUGGCAUCCUGCCACCCUGGUGCCUUCCGCGGUGCACGCUGGACCUGCUGCCUCCAGGCCAAACGCUCAGCUGUGGGCUGCAGCCGCACACACUCAGCUGUCACCCUGGGGGACUGGAGUGACCCUCUGGAUCCUGACGCGGAGACCCAGACGGUGUAUCGGCAGCUGCUGCUGGGGCGGGACCAGCUCAGGAUGAAAUUCCUGGAGGAUUCCAACACGGGAACAAAUCUGGAAGCAGACACAGAAAAGAGCCUCAGGGGGGAGUGUCCUAAUGCCCUGGCCCGACAGAGAACAAUGGCUGCCCGUUUGCUGGAUGUGCUCCAAGACUUGGAUCGAGCCCACGAGGAGUUCCAGCAGCAGGAGCGGGACCGUGCUGCCUCCAGCCCCCUUGGACCCUGA
Messenger RNA from Orycteropus afer afer, 2554 nucleotides. The record is from RefSeq and is a predicted model, not a curated record. NCBI's taxonomy places the organism in Eukaryota, Metazoa, Chordata, Mammalia, Tubulidentata, Orycteropodidae.